UAUAUAUACCAACUUAUAGCACCAGGAACGAGGCUGCUUCCCAAAUCGGUUGGUCCCUUCUGUUUUCCUCAUCAGCCAAAAGGGUUUUGAACCCAAACAAACACCAAGAUGUCGGGGAAAAAAGUGUCAUCAAGUCGUAAGCAUCAGCUGAAGAGUUUGAUGCUGUCCAUCGCUAAAGGUAUACUGGAGGAGGAAGAAAGAGAGCGAGAGGAGGCAAAGAGGAGGUACAUAGCUGAGACCUGUCCUCCUGUGUCCAUGCCCAGGACCAUGCAGGAGCUGCAGGAUCUGUGCAAGGAGAUCCACCGCAAGAUCGACGGGAUCGAUGAGGAGCGAUACGACCUGGAGAUGAAAGUCAACAAAGCCAACAAAGAGAUCGAUGACCUGAAGAUUAAAGUCCAGGACCUGAUGGGCAAGUUUAAGAAGCCCGUGCUGAAGAAAGUACGCAUGUCUGCAGACGCCAUGCUGAAAGCUCUGCUGGGCUCCAAACACACAGUUAACCUGGACCUG
Messenger RNA from Neolamprologus brichardi, 507 nucleotides. The record is from RefSeq and is a predicted model, not a curated record. NCBI's taxonomy places the organism in Eukaryota, Metazoa, Chordata, Actinopteri, Cichliformes, Cichlidae.